Molecule: messenger RNA, 3603 nt
Organism: Labeo rohita (rohu)
Lineage: Eukaryota; Metazoa; Chordata; Actinopteri; Cypriniformes; Cyprinidae
Gene: hs3st4
Product: heparan sulfate (glucosamine) 3-O-sulfotransferase 4
Exons: 2
Coding region: 592-1857 (421 amino acids)
Molecular function (GO): [heparan sulfate]-glucosamine 3-sulfotransferase activity
Source: RefSeq, a predicted model, not a curated record
CUCUCCAGCGCUCAAAGUUAGUGGAUUAGCAGUGGGAGGAUGACUGCGUGAUACAACAUCAGCACCUCGUUUGGAUUAAGAUCCAGCGUUUGCGCCAAUUGGCACUUGAAAUCAGCGGUGUGAAGGACAGCGGUGUCAAAAUUGCACUCCAGAAGCGGCAUCGGGUGAAGACGUGCCCUGCACAUCACUUCAGAGACUUUGCUAUCUCUUUGCCCCUUUUCUUCUAAGAUGCCAAGACUUCCAUCAGCAGCGGCAUCAUCAUCACCACCACCACCACCCUCAGUCUACAUCCAGGCGGGCUGCUCGUUUGGAAGGACGCCCGACCGCAGCCGUUCUCAUCUGCAAGUUCAAUCCGAUCAAUUGUGACAAAGGCUGUCAGCGUCGGAAUAAGAAAUCGAUACUCGAGACGUUCUUCUGGAAUUUUAACGAUCCGUUUUCCUCAAGUGAAGCGCGCGUGGAGUGCGCGGGCUCCUCGCACUUUCAGAUGUUUGCGGUGUUGAUGGUGACAGAUUAUUGUUGUUGAGUGUCCAUGCGAGACUUGGGGUGGAAACAUGUCUGGCCACUUCUCUGAGAGGGUCGCUGCUAUCAGAGAUGGCAUUUUGGUCCAGCACUUCGGUUUUUACUUCUAAAGUGCCCCGGAAGAUCUUAUUCAUGUUCACCCUCUCCCUUUCUGUCACCUAUCUGUUCUAUAGCUUGAUGAGCUGUUACAACUCCUUCCAGUUCCAGGAGAACUACGUUUACCAGGGGAGACUCGUGACAGAGGAAACAACUUUUGUUACGCUGAGGGAAAAACUUUACUCCACCUCUUCCCCGGUCUACCUCGACGAGGAGUUCAUCGAGAGGACGGCGACAGAGCAAACUAUCGCCGUCUCGACCGUUAGAAAUAGCGUGGGGAUCGACGAGAGGACGGCGGGAUGGGUGCGAGCUCAGGCGGCUACGACGCGUGCCGCCGCCGCCGCCGCCGCUGCUGGAGAGCACGAACACCCGGAAUUCAGCACCACGGACAGCGAGCUUCGGAGAGUGGUGAACUGCACCUCGGAUUACGGGGUUAAGAAAUUGCCCCAAGCCAUUAUAAUCGGAGUGAAGAAAGGGGGGACAAGGGCUCUGCUGGAAGCUUUGCGGGUUCAUCCCGACGUUCGAGCCGUUGGGAAUGAGCCGCACUUCUUUGACAGGAACUACGAGAAGGGACUGGAUUGGUACAGGGAGCUGAUGCCGUCGACUCUGGAGGGACAGAUCACGAUGGAGAAGACGCCCAGCUAUUUUGUGACAAACAGCGCCCCGAAGCGAAUCCACUCGAUGGCGAGAGACAUUAAGCUCAUUAUAGUCGUCCGCAAUCCGGUGACCAGAGCCAUUUCGGACUAUACCCAGACGCUGUCCAAGAGGCCUGAGAUUCCCACUUUCGAAGUGCUGGCCUUCAAGAACCGAACGCUGGGGCUGAUCGAUGCAUCGUGGAGCGCCCUGCGAAUAGGGAUCUACGCGCUUCACCUAGAGAGCUGGAUGCAGUACUUCCCGCUUUCGCAGAUGCACUUUGUCAGCGGAGAGCGGCUUAUCGUUGAUCCGGCCGGCGAGAUGGCAAAGGUGCAGGAUUUCCUGGGACUCAAGCGCAUUGUUACUGACAAACAUUUCUAUUUUAAUAAAACCAAGGGAUUCCCUUGCUUGAAGAAGCCAGAGGACAGCAGUACCCCACGGUGCCUUGGCAAGUCCAAGGGCAGAACUCACCCCAAAAUAGACCCCGAUGUUAUCCGCAGACUGCACAAAUUCUACAAGCCCUUUAACAUGAUGUUCUACCAAAUGACAGGGCAAAACUUUCAGUGGGAACUGGAGGAGGAUGGCAACUCGCCUGGCUCUCGGGACUAAACCGCCGCUGCUCUCCGCACCACCAGCCUUCUCAUAUCCGAAAGCCCCCUCGUCGUUCCCUCGAUCUGUGCUUCGACAUGCCAAUCGAUCUUUGCUGUCUUUGCGAAAGUGUGUGUACCCAUAGCGAGAGUGCUAAUCUGCUCUGCACUGUAAAAAAACAAAAAAACACAAUUUGUUGAGUCAACUUAAAAUAAUUUGUUACCCUGCAACCAUAAAAUUUUUAAUCAACUCAAAUAAGUUUAGUCAACUUGAAAUGUUAAGUUGUACUAAGUGACAACUUAGAUAUUUGAGUUGAGUCAACAAAAAAAUUGGUUUGUUAAACUUAAAAGCUGGGCUUGUUACCCAGCUGCCUUAAAAUUUAAGUUGAAUGAACUCAAAUAUCCAAGUUGUCACUUUUUUUAACAUUUUAAGUUGACUGAACUUUUUUUGAGUUGACUGAACUUAACAUUUUAAGGCAGCCGGGUAACAAAUUAUUUUAAGUUGACUCAACAAAUUGUUUUUUACAGUGUGUCAACCCCCCAAUACCAAUGGUGUUUAUGAUGGCAAACGUUAUUGUACAUAUUCUCCCGAACAUAAAUAUAUUUAUAUUUGUCAAGAGAAGAGGAUUUUAUUCAUUUUCUUCAGAAAGAGUUGCUAUACGAAUCAUGUCUUCUAUGAUGAUGAUGCAUGCGAUGAGUUAAGUGUCCUUACCCACCGUCACCCUGAGGGUUUUAUUUUUUAAUCUCUCUCGAUCUCGAUUUUUCGCACACCAGCAGAGAGUGCAGUACAAUUGAGUUUAAUAACUGAGGUUAUUUGUGCAUUCUGAACACUAGAAACAACUACAAUCAAAUGCAGAUCUUAUCGAUACAGUAAUCCUCCAAAAUGAGAAAGUUUCAGCUGUUUCUGCCCAAUUUUAUGCAUACUGCAGGUUUGUUUUGUGGCUAAUAAAAAUUCAGAUAGUCGGGUCCAAAAGCUUAUGCUUCUUUAUACAUUUUUUAAAUUAUGUCAUAUAUUUAAUAUUAUAGUAUGCAAUAUAUUAUCAGAAUGACGGUUGUACUGCAUAUAUUUAGAAUUUUUCACAUCUUAAAAUAUUUAUUUCCAGGCAAAUGGCUUUUGGACCUUACAACUUUAAUAAAUUAGCUUGAAUUAAUGCUCUACAAGCAGUUUUUUUUUAAAUUCUUCAAUUUGAUUAAGUGUUCACUUACGCUGCCUUUCAAAAGUUUGGGGUUGAUACGAUUUUUAAAAUGUUUUCAAAAGAAGUCUUAUUCUCACAGAGGCUGCAUUUAUUUGUCAAAACAAUAAUAGUGUGAAAUAUUAUUUCUGCUCAAGAAACAUUUCUUUUUAUUAUCAAUGUUAAAAUUUGAGCUGUUUGAAAAGUUUAUACACUACCAGUCAAAAGUUUUUGAACAGUAAAAUGUUUAAUGUUUUUUAAAGAAGUCUCUUCUGCUCACCAAGCCUGCAUUUAUUUGAUACAAAAUACAGCACAGACAGUAAAAUAUCCAAAUAUUUUUACUAUUUAAAAUAACUGUUUUCUAUUUAAAUAUAUUUUUAAAUGUAAUUUAUUCCUGUGAUUUCAAGAUGAAUUUUUAACAUCAUUACUCCAGUCACUUGAUCCUUCAGAAAUCAUUCUAAUAUUCUGAACUGCUGCUCAAAAAAAAAAAAAAAAUUUUAUUAUUUUAUUAUUAUUAUUAUUAUUAUCAUUAUUAUCUUUUCUAAUAUUAUAUAUGUCUUUAUCAUCACUGUUGAUCAAUUUAAAGCGUAUAUAUA